Messenger RNA from Danaus chrysippus (African queen), 618 nucleotides. The record is from the annotation of a GenBank genome assembly. NCBI's taxonomy places the organism in Eukaryota, Metazoa, Arthropoda, Insecta, Lepidoptera, Nymphalidae.
AUGUUCUCAAAGGUCGCUAUUUUCUCUCUUCUGGUAGCAGUAGCACAGAGUAGUGCUAUCCAUGGGGCUGACUACAACAGCUUCUCCUACGGUGUAUCUGAUCCCCACACCGGAGAUGUAAAGAGCCAACACGAGACCCGUGUGGGUGACAAUGUUGUGGGACAAUAUUCCUUGCUGGAAUCUGAUGGCACUCGCCGUACUGUAGACUAUGCUGCUGACGCCCAUUCAGGAUUUAACGCCGUUGUACGCAAGGACCCAGCUCUCGUCGCCCACGCCGCUCCAGCAGUUGUUGCAGCACCCGUAGCACACGCAGCUGUUUUUGCUGCUCCAGUUGCUCACGCAUCCCCUCUUGUCCAUUCCGCUCCCUUGGCAUUGGCUGCCCAUGCCGCCCCUGUUGCAUAUGCUGCCGGUCCCUCCGUGUCACACUCCGCCUACUCCACCUCUGUAUCCCAUGGAGGAAUUGUCGCUCACGCUGCGCCUCUUGCCCAUGCUGCUGUAGCAGCUCCCCUUGCCUACGCUGCGCCUUUGGCUCAUGGUGCUGUUUUGUCCCAGGGUGCCCUCGCCGGCCCCCUUGCCCAUGGUUUAGCAUAUGGCGCUUAUGGACUCGGACACUACUAA